AUGACUGCUCAAACCUUCGGUUUGACAAUUGGUUCAAAUGGCAGGAACACUAGUUCCCGUUGCCUGGCAACCGUGGAGUUACCCCCAGUAAUUCUUAGUAAACAGGCCUUGGCAGGAGGCGCUGUGGAAGGAACACUCAGGUUCCCAGGUAAAGUAUCUCAGACAGUAAGCACUUUAAGUGGGAUGCCAGGAAACUGUCUGCUCUCCUCAUGCUUACAUGCAGGACUCUUAAUCGCAGCGGGGGGGGGGGGUUGAGUCUGAAGCACUCAGGACACAACUGUGCAUAUCUAAUUUUAAAGCAGCAGCGUAGAAUAUGCCGUCAACACCAAUGGGGGUUGUGGGGCAGAGGUUAUGUUGCUGUUGUUUUCCUCUCUCUCUCUCUCUCUUAACACGCUUCAUGUGUGUGAGGGAAAAGCAGUGUGUCAGCACACUCUCGCAUUGUUGCUCAAAUUCGAAGCAUAAAAUAUUUAAUACAGCCAGUGGCAACAAAUUGGUUCUUAUUCCCUUCCUUUGUGUUCAGGGGUUUCCAUUCCCUGUGUUUCACCUGCUGCUUCAGCCACAGAAUCUUUGUAGUUGUCAAAAUGGCAGACAAAGCUUCUUUCCCACCAGAGGAAAGCAAUACUACAGUAUCACCCCCUGGGGGGGGGAGUGGGAGGGGAGGGGAACCCCACCACCAAAUAAGUCAGGUUUCCCUGCUCACACCCACACCGUGUGUUUAAAAUCCCACCACUUUAAUAGCCAUGGAGAAUCCUGGGAACUAUCAUUUAUUAAGGGUGUUGGGAAUUAUAGUUCGGCGAGGCCAGCAACCUUAACAAACGAGAAUUCUCAGGCUUCACUAAAGUGCCUCAGGUGACAGGGAUGGAACAGAUUCUAAUCGCAUGAAGGGGCUGAAUUCCUCAAUAUUAUUUACUCAAUUUAUAUCCUGCCUUUCUUUCCGAAGAAGCCCAGGCUGGUAAAGACAUUAAUAGUAAUAAUAGUAAUAAUAGUAAUAAUAGUAAUAAUGGUAACAACUAUAUAUAUAUAUAUAUAUAUAUAUAUACAUACAAUCUUUAAAUGUUUACUACUUUCCAAAAGCAGCUAACAUCCCUUCAACUGGUAGUCUCAAUGUUGCUGAGAACAGUGUCUUUUGGCCAUUAAAUGCCUGAGUAAACAGGAAUGUUUUUAAAUUCCUUAUUAGACUUGGUCAUGUGGGAGACAGAUGCACCUCACGAGGAAGGGCAUUCCACAAAUGGGAAACUGCCACCAAAAAGGCCCUGGGUCAAUAAGGCUCACACCAGGAACAGUGUUGUAUACCAAAAGACCCAGGAUCUGAGUGAUAUAUUAUCUCACAGGCUUUUUUAUAUAUAAAAAACCAAACUCCAUCAGUAGGGCUCCUAAGGUGCAAUGUUUUAGAACCAAUCAACUAUCACAAUAUUUGUAUAUGUUCCUCGGUUCAUUUGUCAGGUGGCCCAGUAACACAACUAGGGAUGGAGAAGAAUUUUGGUCAGUCCACAUUUUAAAGGCAGUGUGGUGUCGUAGUUAGAGUGCUGGACUAGAUGUGAAACUAGGAUUCAAAUCCCUACUCAGCCAUGAGGCCCACUUAGUGACUUUGAGCCAGUCACUGUCCCCAACAGAUCCUACCUCACAGGAUUGUUGAAAUGAUAAAGUGGGGAGAGGGAGAUGCCACCUUGAGGUCCUUGAAGAAAAGGGGGGAUAUAAAUAUAAGAAUAAAGAAACACAUAAACUGGCCUAAUUCAUAGCUUCCAUACUUACCUAGAAUGAGACUGGAUUGCAUACCACAUACCACUCUAAAUUUUGGGAUGUGGUUUUAAAAAAAUAAAAUACAGAAAUGCAUAUUUUUACAGGGGGGAAAAUGUGUAGGGAAAUGCAUACAACGCCAGCUGUCAAGAUGGCUUAUAAUAAAAAUGUAACCCAAAAAUAAAACAGAAAAAGAAAUGAAGAGCAUAAAAGUAGCAGAAUAAGUAAGCGAAACGGUGAAAUAAAAAGCAGCUGGGAGAACCAAAAUCAAUAAAAGAAAGGGUACUCAAACAUAGCCCAAAUAUAGAAUGGUUCUUCAAAUAUAGCCAUGGAGACAGGCACACAUGGCUGGGAUGGGCGUUUCAAAAUCUGGUUGUGGCCUAGAAGGUGAUGUCAUUGGUUCUGCAGUAUUAAAAAUAAAAUAAAAAAUCCCAGUAUUCCCCUGCAUUCCUCUGUGAGGAUAGAGUUUUUGCACAGAGCGACAUCUGCUAGCAGCAAUGGCCAGCUAAUUCAAAGUAAAGAAGCAAGAAGAAUAAUGACUUGAGUCAUCUGAAGACAUCCCCUUCUCACUUAUUUACUUGGAAUUUACUUGGCUUUCAAGGUGAGUGGAAACCAUCUCCAAAACAGAGUAAUCUCUGCCAACAAAGGUCCGUACAGUUAAAGCUAUGGUUUUCCCUGUAGUGAUGUAUGGAAGUGAGAGCUGGACCAUAAAGAAGGCUGAUCGCCGAAGAAUUGAUGCUUUUGAAUUAUGGUGCUGGAGGAGACUCUUGAGAGUCCCAUGGACUGCAAGAAGAUCAAACCUAUCCAUUCUGAAGGAAAUCAGCCCUGAGUGCUCACUGGAAGGACAGAUCCUGAAGCUGAGGCUCCAAUACUUUGGCCACCUCAUGAGAAGAGAAGACUCUCUGGAAAAGACCCUGAUGUUGGGAAAGACGGAGGGCACAAGAAGAAGGGGACAACAGAGGACGAGAUGGUUGGAUAGUGUUCUUUUUUUAAAAAAAAUAAUUUUUAUUAACCGGCCCAUCAAAUCAAAUCAAAUCAAAUCACAUAAAUUCCGAAUUACAAAGCCGAAUUUUAAAUUUUGUUGAGGGGACCCAUAUUUCAAGAUCCGAAGGGGGAUUCUGAUCAUCUUCUUGCUACUGCGUUAAUGUCCAAAUCAGUCCAAACAAAGUUCAUAAUUCUAUCCAGUCUUAUCUUGCUGUUUCCACAUCAUAUAUGUUCAUAUAUUUUCUCUUUUUUCUUUAUGAUCUCUUCUGAUAGUCUCCUUAAGCCGAUAAACACCAAUAAUAAUCCUGUGUGAAUUUUUCCAUUCUUCCAAUCCUCAAAUCGAGAUGGUUUCCAUAUAUCAUCGCCUUCAUAGAUAACAUCGCUCUUUCCAUCUUUAAUUACAGAACUGUCGUUCUUAAGUCCCUCUGAGGAGUUUCACCCACAAUAUAAAAACAGCUCUAUUUCUCUAUUUCUCCUCCCAGACUUAAGUCCUCCGACAGAACUUCCCAAUAUGGCGACGGCACUUUUAACUGCGUCAUUCCAAAGCCCUUAUACAUUCCACGCUCUUCUCAAAACAUGCUUUGGUUCGAAAGUUUAUCUCCACACAGCCUUAAAUCCACAGCUUAAGUCCUUAAAACGACAUUUCUGACUUGUGGGGGGGGAUUCUUGUUUAAUCACAUAAAGGAAAGAAAGGAAAGUUUUUCCCCCCUCCCCCAUCAGUCCCUUUGCCAUACCGAGUCUUGGCGUAUCUUCUCAUGAUUUAUACUUGUUCCUCCGACUCGUCUUGUUUUAUCAGAGAUCUCUUCUGUUAGCAGUCUUUACUCCCCCUCCUUCCUUGAAAUAUGUGCAUUCGCUUCAUCCAAAUUGUUUCUUUUGAAGUUCUUGCAGCUAGUGGCACGGAUCAGAGACAGCGUCCAGGAGCACCGAAAUCCCACAGGAGGGCAUUGUGCCUAGUGCCCCCAUCCCCACAAAUUCGGGGGUGGUAUAGGGCACAGCAGGCAAGGGCAGUCCCCCCCCCCACACAAUCCUGGGGGGGUAGGGAGACUAUUUACUCCCAUCACAGCCUCCAAAUUACCUCGUGUGGGUCGGAGAGAUGUUAUUGUCAGCCAUCUUCUGAUGCGCCCCUAGUGGCCCCUCGGUUGGAUAGUGUUCUUAAAGCUACCAGCAUGAGUUUGACCAAACUGCGGGAGGCAGUGGAAGACAGGAGUGCCUGGCGUGCUCUGGUCCAUGGGCUCACGAAGAGUCGGACACGACUAAACGACUAAACAACAACAAUCUCUGGUGAUUUCAAAUCAUACAAAAGGCUCAGGUAAGAAAAUGAGGGAACUAAAUGCAGCUCAUCCUGAGAAUGCCUACUUGACCUGAGAUAAUUCUGGACUGAUCACAUUAUUCACAAAGUGAUUUGAUUACGAAAGGCGAGGAGAACAGGAGACCAACAGUUUGCUCCCUCCCUCUGCCUUAUUGCUUUUCCAUCAUGAUCUAUCGUAGAUUUUUGCUGAUAAUUAUGGAAAAUGGGGGAGAAACAUAAUUUCCCCACCAAAUUUGUAGUGCACACAUGACCUCUGGCAGCAUUCCCUUUUAAAUAUUAGAAUAAUUAAAGUUGAACACCUUAAUUCAUAAUUGAUCUCUCCAUCCAUCAAUUUUGCUUUGUAUUCUGUUCACCAAAUUUUACCUCUUUGCAAAAUUCUAACAAUGUAUUUGGUAUUCAGAGUUUAUUGCAAUAUAUUUUACAUAUAUGAAUAGAUUGUUGUAAAUGCUGAAGCACUGACCUUCAACAUUUGAUCUGUCCUUGCUACUUACAUAACUCCUGAGGUAUUGUUUCUUCUUAUGGAUAGAAAGACUUAACAAAGAAAUUACCCAGCAGUGCAUGAGCUGGAUCAAUUUCACUCCAUCACCCAGUGUAAAAUUCCAGGACUACCUGGAACAAAAACCUGAUGUUUGUUAUACUCUUUAGCUCCACCCUCCAAUUUAUGCAGAAAAUGAAGACGAAAAACCUAUGAUAUGACAUGAUAAAGCUAUGAAUUUUCGUGUCCAAUUUGAUUGAUUUGCAGGGUUCUUUUUGUACAAGUUGCUCAAUGCUAAAUAAUAAAACUACCAAGCAUGUACAUUUUUAAUAGCUGGAGGGGGAGCUGGAUACUGACAUCUCAGAAAUAAUUAAUAACUUGUGUUUUAAAGGGGAGGAAAUUCAGUAUAAACCAAGGAGAUAAAUACUAAAGUAAAAAUUUCUGAAGAAGCAGGAGGAGGAGGCAAAUAUUUUAUAGACCUGUUAAGAGCCUUUUAACAGCUUUAAAAAAUGCCAUACAUCACACAGCAUCUUUUAGCACUAGUAUUUCCUUUGUUACUAGAGAGGCAGAGCUGAAAGUUUCUUUGAAACAACAAGCUCCUGACAACAAACCCAUUCACCAAUUUCUUUCCAUUACUGGGUCGUAUUAUGAGAAGUAGGCCACUUAGAGAUAAAUCUGACUGGUUGCUGAGCUGGUGAAUUUUCUCCAGUCUCUCAUCUGGGCUGGGUUUGGUCAUAGUGCUAAAACCAUGCUUUGGCUAACUUUGACUUGCUGAAUGUCCCAACAAACCACAAAGAUAAGGUGCAGCCAUAUUUAGAUGAUCAAACCCUGACUUACGCAUGUGUUCCAUCCACUUGCACUGUCCCUUGAUCUUGAUGAAGGGAACAUGCACUAGAACCACUUGAGCAGUGGGUGUUACGCAACACAACAAACUAGGAUUAAGCCAAGGCACAGAUGUAACAACAAACCAUUAUUUAGGGAAACCAUGAUUCACAAGUCACGUUUAAACUUGUUGCCUGGUUUUCACUGGCUUAAUAAACUAGAGUAUCCACAGGCUUUGUGAACCCGUGCUUCCUGUUUUCCUCCUUUCUAGCAGGUAAACAAACCAGAAAGCUGUCAUUAACCAUUGUUGAAGGGGGUUAUCUGCAACUUCUGUUUACUGGGCUGGCAAGUGAACACAGUGCUGCAAGCAUUUCCACACAUCCAGCUCCAACUCCUCAGAAAACUGAAGUCUAGAGGUGGAGAUAUGCUUGGGGUGCUGUGAUCACUUGCCAACCUAGCCUACCGAUAAUUGGAGAGAUCACAUUAGUGAGGCCAGAGCACCUGAGAUAGUAGUCCUGUAAAAUCAUUGCCAGGUGCAGUUAGCUGUAAUUUUUCUGCACAGCCAAAUCUGAGAGGCAAAUGCCAAGCAAGAACAUGGCCCAGCAAUUCUCUUGAGCAGGAAGUGCAAAACGGUAACAAGCUCUUUGAUGCAGUCAAGUGCCCAGGAGGGACUAUGUUUAGGCCAGCUAACUUUUAGCAAAUAAAUGCUAUGUUGUUUUAAAAAAAAAAAUCAGUUUUCCAAAAGUGAAAGGUUUGAUGUGCAACUAUACGUUCUUGAACUACUUUAUAUAGGUAGGCAAUCCAUGACCUAGGGCACAGGUGCAGAGCCUUUUGGAUUCUGGGGAUCAGAUAUUGUCAAGUGAGUGGAACAACCUACCUGUCAAUCACAUCAACAUGAUGUCACAUAAUUGACAGGAGGGAGAUUGUAUUACAUAUCUAGACUUGUGCCCAGUUAUUAUUGUUAACAGUUUUAUUAUUUGGGGGGGGUUAAUUUUUUAAAAAAAUGAUUGAAAGGUGGGUUGUCCCCCCUACCUGUCAAAAGCCCUUGAGCUUGGGAGUUACAGCGCAGGGACAUCAGCAGCCCUAUCCUUGAGCAAGUUAUCUGCCUGAUUGUUCCUUUGAAGAGAUGCAUGAUAUCGGGUGUAGGAUGUGUGGAUGUGGCUUUCCCCAUAUGGUGCCUCAAGCACACCUACACCUCAACCAAACACAAACCGCUUAUUACAAGCAUAAUUCAAGCAAGGAGAGAGAACUCUGUUGCAGCCAAGGUGCAACUGGGUGACUUGCAAUGGACAGGCAGAAGCCAACUGAACAACUUGCCAUAGAGCCAGGGUGGUAGAACCAGACCCAGGACCUUCACAGGCAUCUUCCUCUGAUCUCAGGAACCCAGUACCUCCUCAUCCUCCCACAGUACCUCACCAAUUCAACAGCACAGGGAAUGUACCAGAAUAGUGCUUUGUUUGAUAGCAGAAGGAAAAGCUUUCAAUCUGCUUUUUGUGGGUACAAAAGAGCACCAGAGAGAGGUGCAGAGAGAUUGUAAGCCAUAGCCUUGCUGCAGCAAAUUCUGGAAACCAAGCUUUUUAAAAUAAUAAUAAUACAUAUUAAUUGGCCAGUAUCUUUGGUCUCUCUCACACCAUCAGUCCCAAGCCCCUUUUAAUACAUCUUAAGUUCCGUUUAGGGAUCUAUGUGUUUGCUCCAAACGAGCAGCACUGCUGUACUCUGCUUGUCAGAUGAGUUCAGUGUCUUGCAUGUGUUUUGUGGCCACAACUAGUUCAGCUACAUGGUAUCAUGUGAAACAAAUACCCUUGAGAGUUUGUUCGUUUGUGCUACUUUCUGCUGUCUCAUUACAUUUUGCUGCUGGUGUCCUCCAAUCUCAGGCAUGAAUGAUGUUUCAAUGGGGUCCCCUCAGGAUCUCCACAUGGCAGCAUGAAGAUUCCUCAGUUCUGAUUACAAAAGAUGAAUAUAUUUGAGAGGAAAAGAGCACUAGCAGGCACUUUCUGUUCAAGAGCCUUAUGAAGAAAAUGCUGAGGGGUGAAAAUGCAGGAGGAACAAGAAGAUACCAUCUCUUAUCCAUGCCGCCGGACACAGAGAGACGUUUCCUAACCCAAGGGGCCUGCAAUGGCUGCAUUUCUUCAGUGGCCAAGAAAGAAUCCACAACUGACAUUUAAGGCUGCAACCCUAGCUCAUUUACCUGGGAGUAUUCCCCACCAAAUUCAGCAGGAUUUACUUCUGGGUAGCCAUGGUUGGGAAUAACUGUAAGAAAUCAAUGCACUGUAGGGAUCAACUGUAUAUAUUAAUUCAUCUGAAUGCAGAAUUAUAAUAGUGAAGGGAUUAUUCAAAUAGGGUGUUAAUGAAAACAAAGGGGGGCACAGAUAUAAAGAACGAAGAAAAUGGUGGCAGUUCAAAACUCUGAAAGGAAGUUCAAAUGCAGGGGUUAACACUGAGUCAAAUACUCAAAUCCAUUUUCAGUCAUAUGUCUCACUAGAACAUGUGAAGCUUUACAUAAAGGUGUGCAUCUAAGCAUGUGUGAAGUUCCUUAUCUCAUCAACAGGCACAGCCAGCUCCUGCCACCCGGGAUUAAAGUGAAUGGCUUCCAAAUUAGACAAUGCAACCUCUAGGCAAACAAGACUCAGCAUCUCUCCUUCCACAAAUGCCAUGGGUGACAAAGAUGAAGAGGAUGCAUCAGAUAGAAGCCAGCAAUGUGUAAGCAGCUGAGUAAGCAGGGAAGCCAGAGAGGGAUGGUUGGAGGAGGAAGAGUACUGAGGAAAGUGGAUGGGGGGGGGGAGAUACUGGAAAGGUACAGCAAGGAAUUCCCUACCACACACACACCUUGGCACAUUGUCUGGGCUGCUGCAAUGUCACAUAACUCUCUGGAAGAUGAAUGUCCAUGGAGCCUAGAGAUGGAAAAUUCAAUGUGGUGUGAAAAGAUGCAAGGGAUACCAUGGGCUGAACUUCACAUGUGGCCCCUGACUCUUGAAGACAUGCAUGUCUCCUGAUGGGUAGUAUUCAACCAGAGCUAUAUUUAGAAAAGUGCAUGUUGGGGAAAUUGUCUGUUGAUUGAGUAUUCAUCCUGAUUUGCUUACACAAAGCUUAUGCAGAGGUUAGACUAUAUCUGGUCUUUACUGAGCGUUCCUUCUGGCUUGUUUGUGGGAUGGAUAUGUGACAAUGAGCACUCAUCAUGCUUAUUUGCUUGCAGAGUGUUUAUAAUCCCAUGUUUUUCAGUGCCUUUCCCCAUCACUUUUGUAACCACAAAAAUAGUCUGUUUCUUUGUUGAAGUACAUUUGUUGUGCUAGGGCAGCAAAACAAUUUAAUCCCGCUCACAAAAUCCCUCUUACUUUUAAAGUGCAAAAGUAAGUUUGCAGUAUGCUUUUGAAUCCCUCUCACAAAACAGUGACAGUCUGGCAGCACCUUUAGAAUAAAUCAGCUAGAAUAAAUGGUCCUGCAAUUUUGUGGACCUCCUUGGUUACAGAAAACUCUUUAUUUUUCACAACUUUUUUCUCAUCAUGGACAAAUUCUUACAGGUGCUAACUAAAAUUGUCAUAACAGAACAGGUCUGCUGAAUUCACCACAAUUCCACAGUACUUUUUCCUUCAGAUUUUAGCCAGCCUCCACUGAACAAAGAGAUCACUUUUGAUUUAGAGAUGUUGAGGGUAGGUAGUCUAAACUGAACAUCUGAGAGGCAAGGGAAAGAUAAUGUUUUAUAGAAAGAAAUGAAUCCAGCCAUGGAAUGUUAGCUGGUGUGAAUUUUGGUUUACUUUUAAGAGCCAGGCAGGACGUAUUUUGUAAAGUGCUUUCGCACAUAGUUGUAUAUGAAUGAGCUGAGACUAUAAUAGUAACAUUCCUGCUAAGUUGGUGCCAUACAAGCAUUUUGUCCGUAUAUGUAUUCGCUAUAGCAGCAGAAAUGCAAAGUAAGGGGCUGCACCCUGUACAGCCAAGUUUUUAAUGCACAUUAUUAUUCAUUGGGGAACUAAUAGAGGAACAGAUUGUGCAGUGUAAUUAUUGAAAGUCACAAAAAGAAUGGAAUUGUCAGCUCUGAAGCAAACAUAUUAGUGUGAUCUAGGGCAAGUAAUUUAAACUCAAGUGUAUCUUCUCCCAGUUGGUAUGACUUUGGAAAUUUGUGAAUAGAACCUAGUCUUUUUGAGCAGAAUCCCAAAGAGUCCAGUGCUAAUCAUCUGCCUCUAAGUCCCAUUGAUUUUAUAUCCAGUCAAAAACAUAAUGCUAAGUAUGUUUCAAAUGUAUCCCUUUGACUAACGCUUCCAGAGGUGCUGUUGUGUUAUGUCUGUUGCAGCAAGAACAGCUAAAAGUGAUCAUGGUACAGUAAACCUGUGGGCCAUUAAGAUGCUCUUAGACUCUUCCUCCUCCUUCGCUGAAUCUCUGCUGGAAGAAUGCUCCAACACUAAAUGCCCAACUUCUAAUGGAGGCUAGUUGGGCCUUGGUAACACAGAUAACUUCUCUGAGAGGCAGUGGAAGACAGGAGUGCCUGGCGUGCUCUGGUCCAUGGGGUCACAAAGAGUCGGACACGACUAAAUGACUAAACAACAACACAGAUAACACAGUCCUGUGUAUUGGGACAAUCCUGGGUGCAUGGGGCCAGCACCAGCGCUGCAUUGACAUGGCAGUGUAUUAUGUUCUCAUGCCUUUUCUCUAUCUGCUAAGUUGCACAUUAUAUUUGUGCAUUCACAUGAUGUAAAAGCUACUUCUGGAACUAUAAUGGAAUAUAGUGCAAAUUAAGUGGUCAUUUCCAUGUUAUUUGCUUCCAGGUAAAAUGAAAAUGAGUGGUAAACUGGCACAAUAUUCCACUAUAGUUCUGGAACUGGCUCUUACGAUAUCUGGAAGAUCAAAUAAAAUGUGGAAAUUAACAGGGAAAUGUUGUGAAAAUGGAAUGAACUGCCAUGUGGAUGAAGCCUGCGAGUAAACUCUUGAAACUCUUCAUUCUUCAAAUGACCGGGAAAACUAAGCGAGAGACUUCUUUGCUCAUAGCAAAGGGCAAUGAAAGAUAUUAGCUAGUGAAUAGAACAUGACUUAGAUUAUGGUUGGCUAUGGAGAUAAUGAACAGCUACUUCUUAGUGUGUCUUAAGGAAUGUUGGGUGGGGGGUGGGGGUGAGUGUGGAAACAUAGUUAAAACUAUAUGGAGGAUAAAUAACAGAUGCCAGAUGGGAGACUAGAGAAAUGCCUGAGGUCAGCUGCUAAGAACAUGAGGAAAUCUGAAGUCCAAUAUGUGCAGACAUUAUGGUAGAUGAGGUAAAGGGACAUAAUCCUCACAAUGAGAUAAUAUGGCCUUUCCAUAUAAUUGGAAAAAAAAUUAUGACAACUUCAUUCGAAAUAUCAAAAAAAAAUACAGUCAGCAUAAGCUCUAAUAUUAAUAGGGUGAGCAAAUAUUAUUAUCCUAUUUAAUCACAAGUGAUUUAAUGAUCCUUAUCUGAUUAUACAGGCAUCCCAAGCAACAGUAUUAAAAUAAAUAAAUAGAACAUUAAAAAGGGUUUUAUCUGGUAAGCUGCUUGAAAAUAUCCAAAUUAAAUGGUACCAGGAGCAGGCGGGGGAGAGGAAUCCAUCAAUUUUAAUGGUAUCUAAAUAUUUAAAAUUACUAUGGGUGUGUGCACAACACUGUCCAGUGUUAAUAAUAAGUAGGUCUCAAGCUGCUUCUAUUAAUCAAAGGGGAUAGUUCCAUUGACUUGAAUAGGAACAAAAUAGCCCUGCUGCAUCAGAUCAGAGGCCCAUCUAGCACAGCAUCCUGUUCUCACAGUGGCCAACCAGAUGCCAACCUCUGGAAGAUGUGCCACAAAUGUUCUCCUGUCAGCUUCAUCAAAGACAAUGAAGCAGAUGAGGUGAUGGCUUGACUGAAAGGUGUGCAAGCCUCUUAUUGACUGUGCCUGAAGACAGGAAAGAGCACAUUAUCAUGCUUACAGUGAUGCCACCACAGCAUCCUUAACUAGCUGUCCAGCAGAGCUAUUCCCUGUGGUGAAUGGGUUACUGAAUUCUGGUCCAGAUAAGGAGGCCUUGGAGACCUGCUGUAACAAACAUAUGAGGUCCUUAGAAGACCUGCUGCUGUAACAAACAUAAGAAGUCCUUAGAAGGCACAGUCCCUUGUAUUCAUGCUGAACUUGAUAUUGCCAUUGCUACACAUACUGUGUGGGUAUCUCAAGCACAUACAGUGAGACAGGUUAAGUGGGAUUAGUUUUGUAGUCUGAUAUGGGGAACGCCCUUGAAAAGGCACAACCAGUCAAAUGUAUACUUGAUCCUUGUCUUUCAUGGCUAUUAACACGUAUUCCCAGGGCAGGGUUAAGGAACCUCAGGCCUGCUCGGCCCCCGCAUUUGGUCCACAAGGACAUUUGGUCCACAAGGACAUUCUGGCAAAGUCACACCCAUCCGCCCUACACCUGAUGUCAUGUAUGGGACAGAUAGAGACUUGGGUCUGCCUGAUAAGGUUUGCAGACACCACAGUUACCUCUGCAAAACCCAACCAUUACUUGAUAGUGUGGUUUUCUAGACAGUUUUCAUAGGUGUUUCGCAGGCUGUGCACUUGCUUGCACAGUUUGAUUUUAAAACAUGGGGGCAAAAAAGGGUUUCAUUGUGAUGACAGCUGACUGACAGGUGGGGCCACCUGCAAAACUUGGCCUGCAGAGGAUGAGGAAGAUAAAGAUCUGGACCACCAGCCAGAUCCAGUUCCCCACCCAACAGCAGGGGAUUAACUGGGUGGGAUCCAGGAGUGAUAAAUUCCUCUUUGAAGGUGAGAUGGUACCCACUGCUUUAAAAGCCCUCUCUGGAUCUGUAGGUUUGUGACAAAUUCUGCCCACUGCAAAUAUCUGGUCAGACAGCUCCAAGAGUGCUUGGAAGAGAUGUGUUAUCCAAAUCUUUUUCAAUGUAUUUCGGUCCAGUUUUGGCACAAAAAUGACCUUUUUUGGUUUAAUGAAUGGCCUCUGCCAAGAAGGGGCAAGGGAGAAUGUUGGUCUGUGGGUUAUUCUGACUCUCUAAGCAGCUUCUGAUACAACUGACCAUAGUAUUUUGCUGGUUUGGCUCUUUGGGUUGGGAAUCAGACGAACAGUAAUUCAGACUCCUACUUAUAGAUCCAGUUACAGAAGACGACAGUGAGGGACUUCUGCCUAGCCCCAUGGAAAUUAAACUGUGAGGUCCUGCAAGGUUCCAUCUUUUCCCUUAUGCUUGUGUGUGUGUGUGUGUGUGUGUGUGUGUUAGUUACCACCCAACUGAUUGGGUUGCUCCAGUCACUGAGCAGCUUCCAACAAAUUAUAAAACCACAUCAAACAUGAAAAACUUCCCUAUAUUUAUAGCUGCUGGGGGGGAGUCAUCAGGUGAUUUGAAGCAUAGUGCCAGCAAUAUGCUGUUGAAACCCAACUCUGUUUCUCAUUGUUAUCAGUCAGGUGAAACUGCCCAGACACAGGACUGGAGCUCAGAGGUUGUAAGGGCCAAACAACUGAGUAACUGUACUAUAACUGUAGCAUGUAGUUGGAUAGUAGAGUGAAGAUAUAUUAUAGCUAAAUAUACGUGGUGUUUUAUGCAAUUUCAUUUUCCUCUACAAUGUAUAGGUGCAUAUGGAAUAGAAGGCACCAUGCCAAAUCCUGUGUUUUGAGAAAAUCUAAAGUUAACAGAGUACAGUUGUUCAUUUGUGGGAAGGACUAACGCUAUGGCUCAAUCUCCUUCCCUUUAUUUCCACUGGCUCAGAGCACGAACUGUCUGCAGCAGGCAGUUCCAUCAGCCUACAGGAAUAUAGCUCAAGUCCAAUAUAUGUUUGUAAAAUUGACAUGUUUAUGCUUUAAAGCUAUUUUCACUCUUCACAAUUGCCCUUUAUAGACAAUGUAACAACUAAAUGCAUAGUCUUUUUCAGCUCUAAUUUGACCUACCCAAUGUUUGUGUGAGUGUGUAUGUGUUUAGGAAAAAUAUAAAUGCCAAGUAGACCUUUAGAUUAAUAGGCACCAUAUUGGUAAUGUACAAAUCACUUUUAACAGCCACUAUUACUUGGGGUGGGGGAAGGAGCUUGCUAACUGCUCUUUAAUUAAGUACACUAAAUGACCUUAAGGGGAUUAGUAGUCUUGUCUGAUAAUCAAUAAGCAUGGCAAGAUUGCUGUCCCAUAAACUGGGGCUGGAGAACAAAAUUAAUCUGUGCAGAUUAGUUCUCCUAGUCUGCUUUGUUUGCUGAAGACUGGUUCAGAAUAGCUGUGGUGGAAUUCAUUCAUCAGAGCUGCAACAAAAUCCUUUUGCAAAUAUGGAUUCUCAUUUCUCACCUGAGCCUGAGUAAGAACAAUGCAGCUCAGGAACAAGGGCGAAAGAGUAUCUGUAUCAGCAAACCCCCCCCCCAAAAAAAAUCAAGCAUGAAGCCUCAUUAAUGAAUUGAUGGGAUGGAUGGGCACUAAGCAGGGCAGCCUUGUGCACUCUUUUACAGAAGACAGUCGUCUAUGUGAAGGGAUGUGGGUGGUGCUGUGGUCUAAACCACUGAGCAUCUUGGGCUUGCUGAUUGGAAGGUUGGCAGUUCGAAUCUGUCUGAUGGGGUGAGCUCCUGUUGCUCUGUCCCAGCUUCUGCCAACCUAGCAGUUCAAAAGCACACGAGUGCAAGUAAAUAAAUAGGUAAUGCUCCGGCAGGAAGGUACGUAAACAGUGUUUCCGUGUGCUCUGACACUUGUCACAGUGUCCCAUAGUGCCAGGAGCGGUUUAGUCAUGACCUGGAAAGUUGUGUGCAGACAAACCCCGGCUCCCUCGGCCUGAAAAGCGACAUGAGCGCUGCACCCCAUAGUCACCUUUGACUGGACUUAACUGUCCAGGGGUCCUUUACCUUUUACCUUUUAACGCUCUAUACGAAGGGCGGUCAGGAAACGCCUCUGUAUUUUAAAAUGUCUCUUAUUGAAGGGCUCCCAGUCUGUUCUGAAGAUUAAGUACCAUAAGAAGGGGGAGCUAGGCCACAAAACAACAGCUAUUGGGCUCCAUUUAUCCAUUUUAAAAAUAAGUAACCCUGGCAAGGUAUGAAUUCAGCAGUCCAGUUAAAAUGUUGCAGCUUGACGUGCAAGUAGACGACCCCCCCCCCCCAGCCAUUUCCCAAAAAGAAUCCCACCUGUGGACUGUAUUUUCUCUUCAUAUCCCAAAUAUUAUCUAAAUACUACCGUUUAUUAGUUUCUAAUAUUCACUAGCAGAGUCUGGUAUCCCAUCUAUAACUGUAUGUUUGCAUUUGGACUUGUGGGACACACUUGGGUUAUCAGGCCUCAAUCCUGCAAUUCCGCAACAAUGGCCCUACUUUGCUCUGUGAGCUGUUGGAAGGUGUGCAAUGAACCCAACUUUUCUCCUUUUCCAUCACCCAUCGGUGAGGUGCAUGUGUGGAAUACAAAAACAAAACAGAAAUGGUUUCGUUUUGAAGACAGGAUGUCUGUAAAACAGUGUUUAUUACCUGGAAAGCCGUAACAGGGUUCAUGCAAACUUAGGCAGUAUUGGGCUCUCACUCCCCAAGAGAUCAGUCAUAUCAUGUGCCUUCAGCCUCUUUAUGUCAAAGGACUUCUGGGAGCUGAUUUUACAGCAAUGGCAUGAUAUAAUAGAGAGUAAUUAAUGCUGUAUCGAACAUGUCAUUUUUACCCAGUUUUAUUCAAUUUAAUUAAUUUGCUCAAAUUAAACAACUCUGGUAGAGAAGAAAGAAAGAAAAAGAAUGUAGAUCUGCUGAUUUUUCCUGACUCUAUAAAGAUGUAUGAAAAGUUGGAUAUAAAGUGUAAAGAAUGUGCACGAGAGAUAGAGAGAAAGUCAACAGAGAAUCUUAAUUCAAUUUGCUGAAUUAUUUUAAGGCAUAUUGCUGGUUUAUUAUUCAAGUGUAUCGUGUUCAAAUAGACAUACAUAUUUCCAGACCCACUUUAAAUGCUGCUUUUAAUGGUUUAGAACCAGGUUACCUCCUCCCACAUAUGCCUAUCUGAACCCUAAGAUCUUCUUUUGAGGUCUUGCUCUAGAUGUCCAGGCCAAGUGAAGUGAAGCAAGUGCUUACUAAGAGGGCCUUUUUGGUAGUGGCACCAUGGCUAUAGAAUAGGCUCCCCAGAGAGGCUCGCCUGGCACCUUCUCUAUGCUCUUUUGGGUGCAGGUAAUUCAAACAUAAUUUAAAUUAUGUUUUAAAAUCUAGGCUUUAAACUUCUUAUACCAUUUGUGUUUCAGGUGAAACUUUUUUGCCUGUCCUGUAAUGCUUCCUGUUAAUUUUAAUUAUAUAUUUUCUAAUAUAGUUCUGUUUGUAAGCCACCCAAGUCAUAUUUAUUGUUGGGCAGCUAUAUUAGCUUAUUAACAAUUAUCAACAUUGAUUCUAAACAUUUUUAUGAUUAUAUUAGUAUUCUUCGAAUCAAUAUAUGUCGUAUAUAAAGAUUUUCAACAAUUCUUUAACUUUUUAUACUUACAUGUAAAUUUCCCUUCACUAGCAAUCCACAAACAUGCUACUAUUGAUUGCUGCUUAAGGGAAAAAUCUUCUUUUUUGCUUGUGUUAUAAAAACAUAUUACAGCUGGGUUUUUUAGGUUCCUUCUUUUGUUCUUGUGGAAAGGUUUUGUGGCGUGAAGUACAGGAGAUUUACCUUAAUCUUUUCACACUGGGAGUUUGGAGUUUCUUCCCCUAAAUCUCCUGGUUAUAAGAGAUAACUCAUUUGUAUUUAAGAUACAAUAAGAGCCUCACAGAAAUUCAUUUAGUGGUGCAUUUAGUAAAGGAGCAUCUAUUCAUUUUGGUCCUGGUCAGCCUUGUGUGGGAUAGGAGACUAUUUUUUUGUUGAAAAAAAAUUAUAGUGAUGUAAAUCACUGUGAUAGCUAUGUGAAUUGCCAGUAUAAGCACACUUUCCUUUUUAAUCUAUUAUUGAAACCUAACUUCUACAAUUCUAUGAUUCCAUGCUUCUAGGGUUGUUGCCUUUUAGAAGUAACAGGGUUCCAAACGGUAGAAAAAUACAAGUCUCGAAACUCUACCCAAAAAUCCAAAAAUGGAAUGAAAAUGUAUGCAAAAUAUUAAGUAUGGAUAAAAUCUUGCAUCAGUUGCACUUUCACAUCAGCUAAUCCUGAAUUUAAUGAUGAUUUUAGAGGGAAAUGGCACCCAGUUCUAAACAUGAUCAACUCUGUUUCCUGGAAAUACAAAAGGUUGCUUAGGUUCUCUUCUUUCGCUAUUUAAAGAAGGCAACAAUAGAUCACAUUUAGCACUGUCUACUUCCCUUUAUACAUUACAUAAUUACUACUGUUGUUAAAGUUAUAUAAAACUUGGAAUAAUCAGUUUUGUAAAUCUGUAGAAGGCUUAUAGCUUAUAGGUUGCUUCUCCUCCCCAUUGACUUCCUUUUGCCAACAGUCCCUCACAUUGAAGACAGUCCUAGUGAAGCUGUGAAAAGAUUAGACAGAGCACAUGGUACAGUGAACUGGAGAGAGUGUUAGGAGUGUGAGUUUAAUGCUGUUACUGUUAAAAUAGUUCCCUAUUAACUCCUUUCAUUUCCACCAUUAGCACAAUUGGGAAAACCAAUAGAUUAUUCCCAAAGGGUGCUAAAAACAAAACAAAACUGCAGAGUGACUUCACUGCUUUUAUACAAAGUAUAUAUAUGACUAGUGGCUCUUCCAGUAGGCAAGCUUAGGUUGCUUGUAUGUGUUCAUUUACAGCAAGUCACAGCUGACAGUUUCCCUCCCUUUCAACGCUGCCUCCUUGAUUCUGAGUGUCCAUGCUUCUAGGUUUGUGGGAGAGGAAUGAGGGAAGAUUCACCUAAUACAGUGAUACCUCUGGUUAUGAACUUAAUUCAUUCUGCAGGGCUGUUCUUAACCUGAAGCCAUUCUUAACUUGAGGUGCCACUUUAGCUUAAAGGGCCUCCGUGCUGCCGGCGUGCAAUUUCUGUUCUCAUCCUGAGGUAAAAUUCUUAACCCGAGGUACUACUUCCAGGUUAGCGGAGUCUGCAACCUGCAGUGUUUGUAACCCGAGAUACCACUUUACUACACAGUAAGACAAUGGACGCGGGUGGCGCUGUGGGUAAAACCUCAGUGCCUAGGACUUGCCGAUCGUAUGGUCGGCGGUUCAAAUCCCCACGGUGGGGUGAGCUCCUGUCAUUCGGUCCCAGCUCCUGCCCACCUAGCAGUUCGAAAGCACCCCUAAGUGCAAGUAGAUUAAUAGGUACCGCUUUAUAACGGGAAGGUAAACGGCGUUUCCGUGCGCUGGUGCUGGCUCGCCAGAGCAGCUUCGUCACGCUGGCCACGUGACCCGGAAGUGUCUUCGGACAGUGCUGGCUCCCGGCCUCUUAAGCGAGAUGAGCACGCAACCCCAGAGUCGGUCACGACUGGCCCGUAUGGGCAGGGGUACCUUUACCUUUACCUUUUUAAGACAAUGGUAUGAGAUCCCACAGGGCAUGGAAUCAAGUAGGAACAGAAGGAGCUGGCCUGUGGUGGGAGGGUCCCAAAGGACAUGACAUACUUGUGAGAUCUGGUGAAUGAUGGAGGCCCAGUAAGGAGCUAAAGCCGUCAGGCCCGAUGCAAUGGGGAAAGAGAAUCUGCCAAACCAAAAGGAUCCAUGAUUCAACUUCAGAAUCCAUGUUUUGUCCAAGAAGGGCUCAGCAGAAGUUACCAAGCGUGUACAAUAUGUUCUUAAGUGCUGUCAAUAUUUUUGGUGACUGAAGGGCAAGGAUACGCCAUACUGUUUCUUGUAGGUGCCACACAGUGGCUUUGGAGAUAAGUACAUAGUGCAUGGGAGGAGUGCUGAUUGGACAGCAGCAUCCCUUUGCAUGAGGACCGAGGCUCUGGUGAAAGAGAAGGCAUUGACCCCACCCUCAUGGACCUCUCCAGUACUUGUUUUUUAUUGUAUCUGAUGAAGCACACUUAUAGCAUAAUAUUUAGUAGUAGUCCAGUUGUACCUUGGAUCCCGAACGCCUUGCAAGUCAAACGUUUUGGCUCCUGAACACCGCAAACCUGGAAGUGAGUGUUCUGGCUUGCGAAUGUUCUUUGGAACCCAAAUGUCUGAUGGGGCUUUCGCAGUUUCCGAUUGGCUGCAGAAGCUUCCUGCAGCCAAUCAGAAACUGCACUUUGGUUUCUGAACGUUUUGGAAGUCGAACGGACUUCUGGAACAGAUUCCGCUCGACUUCCAAGGCACAACUGCAUUUAUUACAUUUGUUAUUCACUGCAUACAAAAGAAAAAGAAUCAAAGCAACUUAGCCAGAUAAGAUAAAUAAGGACUUGUCUUAACCACUCCACUAAAAGAUUAUUUAUUUAUUUAUUUAAUUUGUAUGCCACCUUUCAUAUGUAGAUCUCAGGGCAAUUCAGAACAUAAAAUUACAAUAUAAAAAGCACAAGAUACAUAAUAAAAAUAAGAACAAAAACAAACCAAUAAUCCUCCCUCCCACAACACAUUUGAAAGGCCAUUGGAUGUCAAUCAGCCCAAGGCCUAGUUGAAGAGGAACGUUUUUACCUGGUGCUUGAAUGUGUAUAAUGAAGUUACCAAAGGUCUGAGUGAAUAAAAGGGUCCUAGUGUGGUGCCUAAAAACCAAUGAUGAAAGUGCCAGGCAUGUUUCUCCCGGGACAACAAUCCACUGGUGGGAUGGGCUGGCUUGAAAAAGCCCAUUCUUGUGUGGCUACCCUCCAGAACUCCCUCUGUUUGGCACAUGGUGAGAAUACUCAUGUUGGUCUUUAAGGCACCAUAAUGCUCUCUUGUUUUCAGUUGGUCUUUAGCGAGUGCAGGGAAUGCAUUGCAGUCCCCAUUUCUCCCUUCCAACUAGCUGGGUUUCCAGCUGAUUUUCAAAGAGAGGUCCUUGUGCACUUACCCAUUAGCUGAGGAACUGAGUGUAGAGCAGGUACUUGCUUCCCAUGUUCAUUUUGCAUGUUUAAGUUUAUUGCUUUUGUAUUUGUAUGAACCCAGUGGUAGAGUCAAAAUAGAACAACAGGAUAUUAAUAUCAUUAUACAAUAUUGAGAGACAACAUGGAUCUUUUAGACCUGAGAUGAUUGUUGAUGAAUUGGUCUGGUUUCCAAGCAUAGUUUGAAGUGUCAGCUUUGACCUAUAAAGCCCUGUACAUCAUGGGACCUCAGUAUCUGAAAGAUGUCCUCUUCCCAUAUGCAUGUAGGCCCUUCUCUGAGUGCCUCAACAAUAAAUUGUAUCUAUGAAGGUGAGGGUCUUUUCAGUGGUGGACCCUUUGUUGUGAAACACUUAACCCAUAAGGCUCACCUAGCUCCUGUUUUAAUGUAUUUUCAGCCACAGGUAAAUGUUGAAUGGUCACUGUAAAAUGUGAAGGUUCAUUAUUGUUUCACAAGUUGUGUAUGUCUUUAAGGGCCAGGGCAAAUAACAAGACCCAGUCUUGCAGCUGUGAAACAUAGCAGGUGCUGCUAGGUUGUGCUAAUUAAGCUGCGUCAGCAUUUGGUCAUAGUAUAUAAGGAGCAGCACCUAGCUCUCUUUAUCCUGGGGGGGGGGGGGGUUGGUGGUUGGGUCAUGUUUGUUGUUGUUAUCUUUAGUGUAAAAGGAGUUUUUGUUUUGUUAUUAAAACCUUGUUAAAGUUAUUUUUGAGUUCCUUGUUAUGCAUGGUCUCCCCAGCAAGCUCUCUGCACCUCAAAUAGCCAACAGUAAAUACUUAAAAAAAAAUAAAAGUCUAAGCCUUUUAACAUUUUAAAUCAUGUAUCUAAAUACUGUGAUCUCCAUUGGUGGCUUAGAAUGUUGUUCCACCUCUAUGAGGGUGUUUUUGUAGCUAUUAUGAGGGUGUGUUUGUGGCUGCUUUGCAUGUCAUGCUUUAUAAGAGUUUUGCACUGUUCUUAGCGCUUUGCAGGCUGCUCUCAGUGUUGCGUUGUGACUGCUGUUUUACUGGAUUUCUUUUGCAUUCUUUUUAAUGGUUCGUUAGUCAAAGAACUCUAGUUACGCUACAACUUAAUAAAUACGUACAAAUUCAGCACAACAAAUAAAUAAAUUUAUAUCCUGCUUUUUUUGUAACGGUGCCUACUCAAAAGCGGCGAUGUUGUUUUAUGACCUAAUUUCCUCUGAAAGCCACAGCGAAGUGCUGUCCUUUCUGUGCAUCUCGAAGGCCUCCCAUUUUUAUGGCCCAAUUAAUUAUUAAUUUGACUCUCAUCUGCAAAAUCAGAGGGAGUCCGUGUCCUUCCAGGCAGCGCUCGCAUUCGCGCGGUGCCAUCGCAUUCCUGCAGCUCUGCUUUCGCCUACUGUAAUUUCUCUGCUAAUAAAGAAUAUUUAAAAACUGGCCAGGAAUCCUAAAUUUGAAAAACUCGCUGUUUAUUUCAGUGAUGCUCCAGAGAAAUGAUAAUGCAGUCCUUUUCCAGAUUUAAUUUAAACAGGAACAGGCAAAACAAAUCUCUGUGGAGGGCAUUUGACAAUAAUAAAAUAUUUCUCCCAGCGGGUGAGCUGGUAGCAAUUGUAUUGUUGCCAUCAAAGCUCACGUUGCAGCAGGUCAUUACCAUCAUAACAAGCCCUUGGACCAACUGGCAUGGGCAUGCAACAUUGAGCUCCUGAUGGGCACAUUAUUUCAGACCUUUAACUUCACAGAGAACAAGACAAAUGCUCCUGGGAAAGGAGGAUUAUAUUUUAAAAUUCCUUUCUCUCUCCUCCCCCCUCCCACCCUCCAGCCUCGCUUAAUAAUAAGAUGCCACACGUAAUCAAUUGGACGCUUCUUGCUUUCUGUAUAUUAACUGAUUUUAAGAAAACUGAAGGAUGGGUAUUUGAGUCUUGUGGAAGAACGGCUGUAAAGCCUAAUAAAAGGAUAAACACUGCUCAUGUCUAAGACGUCUCAGUUCACAGCGCACAUGAAAGCAAAGCAAAAUAAAAUAAAGGGGGAAAGGGGGCAAAUAGCAACAGGAUUCCUAUUUUUGGCAUUCAGGUGAAAUUUACAGAGUACGGUAUGCUGUAGGACAGGAAUAGAGAGGCUGCGCCUGUAUACAAUUGUUGGGCUGCAACUCCCAACAGUCCUACCCAGCGCGACCAACGAUCAAGGCGGAUGGGAGCUGUAGUCCAGCAAUAUCUGGAAGGGCAAAAGAUUUUCCAACUUUGAUAUCAGCACGAUUUGUUCUCUUCAACAUUUUUGCAAUUUAGAUAUUACUAUGUAAGUCUUUCUCGACUGCUGGCAUCAGCAGCUCAAGCUGCCAUGGUCCUUCCCAGGUCACCAAGCUCAUCUUCCACAUUUUGGUAACCACAUCCUUGGCCCUUGAUAAAGGGCUUCUUCACAGAUCGGUACCUACUUAUAACUGAGCUGACAUUUCCCAGGAGGAACUUCUAGUUCAAACUGGGGGUGUGGGGGCGAGACUAAAGGAGCACAGCAUAUAUCUCUCUCUUUUUUAAUUUACUGCCACCAGUUUCAGUUCUCCCAAGACUGCCAUUUCCCUCCUCGAAAGCUGCUAUCAUAAUGAUGCUACAUGAUGACUGCGUGUCACCCUGGACCAUUUGGGUAUAAAAAUGGCAAGCACUAAUCAUCGGGCACUUGGAGAAAUACCAAUAACAACACUGGUAAGACCUUAUUCCAUUCUUCUUUGCUGAGGUGCCCCCUAUUUUACCACCUGCAAAUGGGGUGUGGCAAUAUGUGGUGUGUGUGUAUUUGUCUCUGUUUUAAUUUAAUAUGCAUUUUACAUUUUGAUUUUACUUUACAAUGUUUUAAGUUAUUGCAAGCCAUUUUGUGGGUCCUUAUGGUUCAGAAAGCAGAAUAUAAAUCAAAUGAAUGAAUCAAUCUUUGUUCUCAGCAUGUUGCCAGCCACUUUAGCCAUGUAUGUUCAGUAGGGAGGCUUGGCACUAGGUGCAGGGAAGGUCAGUGACAGAUGAAAAUCAGUAGCAUCUUGCUGAAAUGAACAUUUCUCUUGCAAUAUGCCUUCUGCAAGGGGUAUUUUUGUUGUAGGGACAUAUCAAGUGAUCUCUACAAAGUGGACUUGAGCGGGAAUGAUUAUGAAUUCAGUGGUCGAUCUUGAAAUCAGACGGAGUCACAGAAUGCCAGUAGAUUUCAGGAUCUUAAAUUUCUGCACAAAACCACUUGUAACUGUGGUGCCUUUGCUUCGUAUUUGAAAUGGAGUCCUCUGUUUACCAGUGCCAGGGGCUACUGGGCACUGGGUACAGUAUUACUUAACUGCCUCUCUUGGAUUUUUGCAAUGCUGUUAGGUUUCAUGGGGGAAUGUGUGGUUUCCUUUUCCAAAUCUUGGAAAGCCCUUGUUACUUUUCAGCAAAAUAUUUUGCUCCUCUCUGGGAAAAUGGUGUUUGAGCAAGCAGAUGCUCACUGGAUCCAUUCAGACACUCAUAACAGAUAUCAGUUACCCAGAGGAUUUUGUAAAUUGACAGCUGUGUAUGACACACAGUGUUUACCCUGCUAGUCCUGGUUCCUAUAUUUGGACUAGCCAAAUACUAUAUGAGAGUUUGCCACAGUCCCAAUACAGUUUUUAUGUGUCAGGACUGCUGAAUCAGUGCACCCAAGACCCAAGAAAAGCCACCUGCUGGAAACAGCUGUCACUGCAUGGCCGGGGCUAUGAUAUAUAGGGUUUCUCAGAUUCAAGCCACAGCAAGGAAAAGUCUUGCUUCAUGCAACCAUUUUGUCAGCAUGCAUUUAAAGAUGAUCAAUGCAGCCUAAUCCCAUGGCUAAGCCUGGAACCUCAGUGAAAUGGCUUUUGGGAUUUGGGGAAUCAGCCUAGAGAGUCUACACCUAGGAAACAGUGAAAAGAACAUGCAUGUAAAUAUGAUAAAAUGCAUGAGGCAGAUGAUCAGCUCUUUUUUUAGAGGGCAACUAGCAAUCAGGUGCCAAAAAUCUGGGUUAAUUUUUAUAAUAGAGAAACAGAGCAUGGAAUAAAAUGGCAGUAGUAUAGUAAUAGCCCAAUUUUAUACAAGUUCACUCAGAAGUAAAUCCAUUUGGUGUCUCAACCAACAAAGCACAUGUGCAACAGCUGUGCUGGAACUUGAUAGCUGGAAAUUGUCUUGCGUGAGUGGAGGUCAAUUUGCGUGUAUUUGGGUACACGCUUACUAAUUGGAUGGGGAAGAAACCACUCCUUCCCCCUUCAGUCUCUCCCCCCACCCGGAAGAUAUGGUUAAUUGUUACAUCUGAAUGAAUAAUUGGAAGCAAGCCAUGACACGGGACUAAUUUGAAGUGAGUUUGCAUUAUACUGAAAAUAUCAAAUGGGCCUGCACUAAGCAAGUCAUGGCUAAAGAGAGAAAAAGUUGCACAGCAAGUUAAACCAUGGUUUCAGCAAUAAAUAAUAAUGAUCACAAACCAUUGUUAAGUCUUACAUCUGGGCUGGGCAUGGGUGAACAAAAAGCCACAGUCAAUAAUAGUCCUAAUAGUGUCAUGAAUUCUUCACAACAAAAGAAAAUAUUUUAGGAAAUUUCUUUCUAGUAACUCCUCCAAAAAUCAGGUGCUACAGAUAGUCUUUUUUUUUGUCAUAAUUUGGAAUCUCCGUGAAGACAUGUUUUACGAACGCAAUAUACCAAUACCAAAAGGGAACCUGGUGAUUUAUCUUAAUAGUGGAAGGAGGUGGUGGAAAAACAGGGGCAGGGGCUGAAUACUCCGUUGUCUUUAGAAACCUUUGUGUCAUACGACCUCUCUAGGGACUGCCUAGCACUGAAGGUGAGAAACAUGUUGAGCAAACAAAUGACAAAAUACUAUCACGACAGGCUAAAAAGCAAAAUUAGUAGUUGUAUGUUGAUUCUAUAAAAAGUCUUCUAGAAGCAAAAGUUGACCCUGUGGCAAGAAGGUACCACCUUUCUGACUCAAGCCAGAGAUGCUGUUUCCUGAUACAUUUAAAUCAAGGCUCAGCUAUGGUCCUGGAGAAUUACUAAUGAUCAUCAUUAACACCUAUCUACAUUAUCACUCUACUAGCAUUUUGGCUUGCAAUUCAUAAAUGCUGUUGCAAAUAAGAACUUACUUUACUUUAUUUUUUAAAAAAGAUUAUCCAAUUUGUAAAAUAAAUGAAUAAAUCACAUUUUAGGAGUGGAAUGAUGACUAUAGCUGUUGAUGAAGAAAACAAAUAGCCCAUUGUAGACAGUAGUAAUAUGAUCUCAAAAUUGCAGGGAACUUUUCUUUUAUGACACUGACUGAGAGGUAAUGAUUUUCAGUAACGUGGCUUGAUGUGGAGAUGUUUUAAGAUUAAAUAAGUGCUUGUCAGAAUGAAUUAUAAUGUGUUAAGGGACAGUCUGCAUAUUCAGGUGUAUGCAAAAUGACUAUACCACCCUGAAAUUCAUUUUGACAAGUCUUUAUAUAGCAUGUAGCCAUGUGGCUACAUUAGCUGGAGGGCGUAGAUCCUUAGAGCUCUACUAAAGGUAGGGCUUAUUGAUUUGAUUCCUUGAUGUGGGGGCGGGGGAAGCAAAACAAAAGCCACAACGCACAAAUAAAUUAAAAGCAAUUAAAAGUGGAAGCUUGUUUAAUAUUGCUCUACCAUCAUCCUGAAAGGCAUAAUAAUUUGAGUUACACAUCUGAACUGAUUGGAGUUACAGAACCAUAUCUCCUUUUUGCAUUUAACAAUAUAUACAAUAUAAAAUAAAUACAUUUACACAAAUGGACAUUGGUUGGAGCACACAGUAUGAUACACAUCACAAAAAUAUACAGUUGAUUGCUUUACAGAUGUGAAGCCCAUCUACAGCUAUAGACAUGAUUUUUUUUUCAUUUGUGUUUUUUACUAGUGGUUAUUAUGCAACUCCUGGAUUAUAAUAAGCAGCUUAAUUCAGUUUCCCCCCCUCUUUUGUGAUCUUUGCACAAUAAGACUGCCAUAAAGUGUUUUCCUAGGCAGGUAAACAGAGACGCUUAAAUAAUUAAAAUACAAUUACCAACACCCAUUUUCUCUUCCAUAAGAAAAAUAGCAGUUUUAAUUUUUUAUAUCUUUUUAUGUUAGCAUUUAAAUGCAAAAUAGUGGAAUAAAUACAACAAUCUGAUUUGAUUGAAACAAAUGCGUAACUUCCAGGAGUCACACAAUCAUAUUGCUUUAAAUAAGGAGAAAGAAAUAGCAGUAAGAGGAAAGAAAAUAGCCUAUUAGAAAUUUCUUCUGCACAUUGAACUGAAUGGGGGAGCCAAACAAGACCAUAGAGCUCUUACACAAUACCCUUUCAUUUCAAUGGCUUGUGCAGGAGAAAUUCCAUCUGGAUCAAUUCCCCUAAAUGAAAUUUGUUAUGCUAAAACACCUUUUGAAAUCUUCCCCAAUACUUCACAAUAAAUAAGUUAAAAUUUCGUUCAGCAAGGUUUAAGAUGAAUGUUAUUCUAAUGCCUGUGCAGUGUAUCUGUGUUUCAGUUAACAAUUGUACAGCCACGAGAUAUUUGUUCAUUGCAGCUCUAAAAAUUACUGAAAACCAAUAGUAAAAAAAAAUUGCACUGUGUUCCUUUAACACAUUCCAGCUUUCUUAAGUCUUUGUAUGCUUUUCUUUUCUGAGUGUGUUGAUUGGCUAUUGACCCUGAAAACCCAAGUUCUUCAAUGCGAUACAGCAAAAACAAUAUUUAUAUUAGAUAUUUAUAUAUACAUAUAUAGUGUAGUUGAACAGUAGCAACUUAAACCCUGCACAAAUUUUCUGGAAAAUAAUUAUUCUGCACUCUUACAUAUAUAAAUAAUUUUAUAGAAUCAGCACCAUUUCCCUCCCCCGCCCCCAGGAGUUGUGAGGUUUUGCCAUUUUUCAAAAGGGACGUGCCAAUUUCCAAACUCCUAUCACGCUAUUAAUUUCAAGUUAUUGGCCAACUGAAUGAAUUGCUAAUGAUGAUUUAUCUAGGACCACACGACAGUCACUUCUCUACUGAGAAAAACACAAUCUACAAGAGAAUCCCAUAUAGCUAAUGAGAGAUAUACAGUAUUUCUAGCACAAGGUUGAUGUAUCAUCAGCCUGUUGUAUUUUGUUUAAAGCACACAAGUAGCAAUAAUUUUGGAAACGUGUCUGCAUUUAAAAAAAAAGGUUUUGCAACAACACAGAGCAAGUUAAUAACAACAUCUGAGAGAUGAUUGGAUGAAAGCUAUAUUUACAGCGUUUAAAAAUUAGACUUAUCUAUAAUCUUGAAAUAUUCAAAGUUUUAUUUCUAAGCUAUACAUAGGUAUUCUAUAAUAAACUGUUACAGAAAUUAUCCCUUGUUUUGAAAAUAUUAUGAUUUCAAUGUGUAUUUGUCCAUAAUGAGUACUUGGUUGGAUUUUUUUUUCCAAUUUCUUAAUUAUUACUAGGAAGAACCUUAUUAUCAGAAGGAAUAGAAUAUACUACUGAAGUCUCCUGAGGAAUUUUACAUCCAAUAUUGUCUCUAAUUCUACCCUGUGUCUAUAAGCACACGCCACAAGAAUCCAAACACCACAAGAACAAGACAACAGUCUUUGAAUGCAACAGAAAAAAUUCCAAAAAGCACAGCAAACAUGAAACAUUGAAAAGCUGAACUACAUUUCCUUUGUUUGUUAGGAUUACAAUUUUAAUUACAUUUGUGUACAUAGAGUAAGGUUGUUCACAUAGUACAGGGAGCAGCUACUAACACUGGUACAUUGGUAUAGCAUUUGAUGGAGGUUAUUGUUUAUUGGUUAUUUAGCGACUGUAGUUUUCUGGGGGCAUCUAAUUAGUUUAUACAUUAGAUUACACCUCUUAACAGUCUUGAAAUCGACCAACUUUUAUGCUGUGACAACACUGGUUGAAAAAGCAGGUAUACUGGUUAGGCUGUUUGUUUAAAAAUGGCAAUCUACCCAAAAUAAUAUUUUUUACAAAUUAAUAAAUAAUGGGUACAAGUGCUAGGUUCUUGAAUUUGGUCAGAGGCUGACUAUUCUGAUAUCUGAUUCUGCCUUAUUGCUAGUUGCAGUGGGUUGAACUUUGGAAUAAAGUCUGCAAUUUUGUAAAGACAAGCCAUAUUAUUAAUUAACACACAAUAUCAUGUAGCAAUUGUACCUUGGCCGUACAGAAGCACUUACUAACUUUUUUUUUUUAAUUCCUAUUUGACAUGGCAUCUUAACAUGUUAGACUACUCUGAUAUACUGUAGGUGUAAUCUAAUCCUUUGUUUCAGUGAACACUUAA
This is a messenger RNA of Podarcis lilfordi (Lilford's wall lizard), 27197 nucleotides long. The record is from the annotation of a GenBank genome assembly. Lineage: Eukaryota; Metazoa; Chordata; Lepidosauria; Squamata; Lacertidae.